Messenger RNA from Drosophila takahashii, 3974 nucleotides. Lineage: Eukaryota; Metazoa; Arthropoda; Insecta; Diptera; Drosophilidae. The record is from RefSeq and is a predicted model, not a curated record.
GAUCGCAGCAAGUUCGGCUGGCGGAAGAAGCUUUUCAAAACUGGCGGACGCCGAGUGACAUUCGCAGGAAUUAACGGCGCUUUCUUAAUGCCGCUUGAAAAUUGGAAAUGGAAAUCAACGAAUUUAACAAAAGCCGCAAAAUGCACGUUUCGGCCAUAAAAGGCCGGCAAUCGAGGGAGGCACAUGCAAAUGAUGAUAGCAGCAGCAGCACCACCACCAUGGUCAUUAGUAAUCAUCGAAUAUGCAACAUGAAAACAAGUAGGAGCAGCGAACUAACGACCGAUGGCAAUGGCAAAUUUUUAAUGUCAUGGCGACGACGUCGGCGACACAACAACAGCAAUGCAGCAUCAGAAACAGCAAGUCGCAAUAAUGAUAAUUGCAAUUAUUCUACAACCAAUGAUUUCAAUAAAAUCAAUAAAUUGCUGCUAAUUACGUACAUGCUGCUGAUAACAGCGGCCACAAUUUGUCAAAGCGCCGCCCAGUCGCCGUCAUCUUUGAGCGGAGGAGGAGGUGGAGGAUCCGGCUCCAAUGGGGGAUCUCCCCUGAGUGCGUUCCUCAAGUCCGGUGGAGCCUCCUACAAUCAGCAGUUGCCGCAACAGCAACUCUUUGCCAUGCUGACCAGAAACGGAGGAGGAGGAUCCUCGGGAUCAGGAGUAGGUUCGGUAUCAAGCGGAGGAAAUCGAAGAUACACGGAUGCCAGACAGCACUUUAUGGCCCUCAGCGAAGAUGACUCGGAUGCCGAAGUGGACGAGGAGGAUAUGGCAGCAUUGCAUUACCCAUUGGCCGCCUCACAUCCGCCGGCUGGAGCUCAGGGUUCGGGGAUUUCAUCCUCCAUUUCCAUACAAUCGGGAUCACUGGAGACGAGUGGAUUCGUGGCCGACGAUGGCGGGCAGUAUGAGCAGGCUCAAAAGGCACUGGAGGCAGCAGCAGCGGCGGCCAAGGCUAACAAUAAGUACAACAUUGACUGUCCCAAGGAUUGCAAGUGCCUCAAUGUCCUCUUCGACUGCGACAAACUGCAUCUGGAACGGGUGCCCGUCUUGCCCAGCUACGUGCAAACUCUGCAUCUGGCCAACAACAAACUGAACGACACAACCGUCCUGGAGAUUCGUAAUCUGUCCAAUUUGACAAAAGUAUCCUUAAAAAGGAAUUUAUUGGAGGUAAUACCUAAAUUCGUAGGACUUAGUGGUCUGAAACACUUGGUAUUGGCCAACAAUCAUAUCACCAGCAUCUCCAGCGAGGCCUUGGCGGCUUUACCUUUGCUAAGAACGCUAGAUCUGUCCAGGAAUCAAUUGCAUACCAUCGAGGUUAACUCUUUUCCGAAGCCCAAUAGUCUAGUUCACUUAAUACUCAGUUUUAACGAGAUAACCACUGUAAAUGAGCAUUCGUUUGCGGCUCUAAACAACCUCACGGAUCUGGAACUGAAUAACAAUCGCCUGAGUACUCUGCCCAUAAGGGUUUUCAAAAAUUUGAACAGACUGAAGAAGCUAGCUCUCAACUUCAACCAACUGGAGAUCAACUGGUCCACGUUCAGUGGCCUGGUGUCGAUGAAAAACCUCCAACUGAAGUCCAAUAAAAUCCGGGCGCUGCAGGACGGCGUCUUCUAUGUGAUGCAUAACAUCGAGACCAUUGAUCUGGCCAUGAACCAGAUCAGUUCACUUUCCCGCCAGGGUCUCUUCAAUCUGACAAAGCUGCGACACCUCAAUCUAUCGUACAACGCCAUAAAUCGCAUCGAGGUGGACACCUGGGAGUUCACUCAGUCGCUGGAAGUGCUGGAUCUCUCCAACAAUGCUAUUAACGAGUUUAAGCCGCAGCACUUGGACUGCCUGCAUCGGCUGAAAACUCUCAAUUUGGCCCACAACCGAUUGCAAUAUCUGCAGGAGAAUACCUUCGAUUGUGUUAAGAAUCUGGAGGAGUUGAAUUUGCGACGCAAUCGCCUGUCCUGGAUCAUUGAGGACCAGAGUGCGGCGGCUCCGUUCAAGGCUCUUCGCAAACUGCGACGCUUGGAUUUGCACGGCAAUAAUCUGAAGCAGAUCAGCAGCAAGGCGAUGAGUGGCCUCAACAACCUGGAGAUACUCAAUCUCGGUUCCAAUGCCCUGGCCAGCAUCCAGCUGAAUGCCUUCGAGCAUAUGCUACGGCUUAACAAGUUGGUUUUUAAAUCGCUGAACUUCAUCUGCGACUGCGAUUUGAUUUGGUUCCAACAGUGGCUGAAGAACCGCUUUCCCCAGCAGGCCGAGCAUGCGGUCUGCGGCUAUCCGGAGCAUCUGCUCGAUCGUCAUCUGAAGUCCCUAAGCAGUUCGGAGUUAGUGUGCGUGGACUCACCGAAACCGAGGGUGGAACAGGAACCAGACAACAUGCUGGCCGUGAAUGCAGCCAACAUCACUCUGGAGUGCAUUGCCAGUUCUCCGACUGCCGCCUCACUGGCCGCCGCCGAUGAGCUGAAGAUCAAGUGGCGCCACGACAACCAGCAUGUCCAGGAGCGGCCGGGGGAACUGCAUGACGGUGCCAGCACGGAGACCCAGAUCCGCCACGACCUGAGCACCAAUCAGACCUCCAUCUACGGCUACCUAAGACUCUCCAAUGUAACCAUCGAAAGCGCUGGGCGCUAUCAGUGUGUGGUGUCGAAUGCUUUUGGAACCACCUAUGCACAGAAGUUCAAGAUUUCCAUAGGAAUUCAUCCUACCUUCCUGCAAGUGCCCUCAAAUUUAACCCUGGAUGCUGGGGAAACGGCUCGGUUGGUCUGCUCGGCUAGCGGUGAUCCCACGCCUGAGAUAGCGUUGCAAAAGUUCGGAGGUAGCGAAUUUCCGGCGGCCACCGAGCGACGGCUACAGGUGAUUCGCGAGGAGAACGCCUUCCUGAUAACCAACGCCAAGCUCAGCGAUUCUGGCAUUUACACUUGCACAGCGUUGAGUGCUGCGGGCGAGAUAAAGGUCAAUGCGACGCUGGUGGUGAAUGAUAAACCUCAGCCCAGCAUUCCCUUGGCUCACCAGGAGGUGGUUGUGGGACGCACCUGUGUGCUGCAGUGUCUCAGUGAAACGGCCAAUGCAGAUUUUGAGCUGGAGCAUCCGCACCGCGAGUGGUUCAAGGAGAACAAACCCAUACACAUCUCGCCAACGGCUCCGGAUGGGGAUCGCUACUACUUUUCGAAUAACAAGGAGCUGCUAAUAAUCCUAAAUGCUCAGUCCAACGAUGCCGGGCACUUCCGCUGUGAGAUUACGGACAACUCGCGAACAUUUACGCUGCAGUCGGAAUUGGUGGUGGUCAAGGAGAAUCUCAAUUGGGACGUCCUGCUGAUGGGCAUUAUUCUGCUGACCGUCACCUGUGUCGUGGUGGACUGCUGCAUCAUUUGGUGCACUUUGCGGUACCAGAAAAGAAAGCUACGCAUGAGCCUGGCUGCCGAGAGGUUAGCUACGCAGUUGAGGCCGCGCAGCCUGGCAGAUCUGGGCUGUGGCAAUGGCGAGGCCACGCACAGUCGCCUCAUUGUGACCACGACGCCGUCCUACGAACAGCGCUGCCUGGAACAGGGUCUCACCCUCAGCUAUCUGCAGCAGACGGACUUGGAGGCCCAGCAGGAUCAUCUUUCCAGCAAGGAUUCGGGCACCGGUUCAGAUGCGGCGGUCAAGCGGAGCCUGGAGGACUUUGUGGUGGCCAUGCCCAGGCACAAGCAUCUCACGGACGACGAGGAGGAGGACGAAGAGAGCGACCUACAGUACGCGCCCACCAGGGCUCUCGGCAUCAGCGCUGCCGAGUACGACGACAUGGAGCUAUACGAGCUGAAUCAUGCCGAAGCCGAGCAGCAGCACUUCCUGCAGAACAACAAUCACAACUACGACGGUGGCGGGGGUGGCGAUGCUGGUGGAUUGGGAAUGGUAGUAAGUGAAGCGGUGCCUAAGGUGCUGCCACGCAAGUGCAGCGCAGGAGCCAGCGGCAGCGGCAACUACAACUCCAUCCAGAAGUGCACAACUGUGGACAUUUGA